AACAAAAACAGACUUCGUCGGAGUAGAGUCAGUAGUAGCUGUCUUCAGUAAACUGGAUACUAAUCUUCUGUGUUCGUUCGUGUUUUAUCUUUGUCCAAAAAGGCUUGAGGAAACAUUACAAGCUGCAGUGCAUGUCUAGCCGGAGGCACAAGGGUUCCCGGAUUACUCCAGUUCAAACUCGUAAAUCUACAGCGCGUACCAGCAGAUUUGAACAAUGAUUGUUUUGCUAGUUUGUCGACGUGCGUUUCCUCAGGCGGUUCUCGUGGAAUCGUGAGCAUGCAGCACACAUCUGCCAGUUGAGAGAGUUAUAAAAUUAAUAAAAUGGAGCCAAGGAAUAUAGUCGUACUCUCCCUGGUGCCGCUCCUGCUGUCGGCGGUGGCGCGCGUGGCAUGCGAAAGUUUGUACGCAGCCAAUGGCGAUGUGUUGGAGCUGCGUGGCGAGGCUGAAUUCUCCAGUGCGCUGUACAGGAGCAGCUCGGUGUGGCUGGUGGAGUUCUACGCAAGCACGUGCGGACACUGUCGUCAGUAUGCUCCCAUAUACUCAGCACACGCCACUGACGUCAAAGCCUGGACACCUGUGGCUAAAGUGGCGUCGGUGAACUGUGCCGACGACAGCAACCUAGGCCUCUGCUCCGCUCAUAAGAUCUCCUCCGUGCCGGAUAUCAGGUUGUUCCCUAUCCACCAGGGCAACACGACAUCGGAUGGUCGGCUCUUCACCGGUAUCCCCCUUCAUGGCGAUGGCUCAAAGUCAGAAUCGGCCGAUAAGUCGUCUUACCUACGUCAGCGAAUGAUUGAUGUAAUCAAAGAUCAGGCUGUGAAACCAUCCACAUGGCCCAGUUUGCAGUUCGAUGGGAAACAUCCAGCUGAGCUCGCGUUCGACAAGGCGUCCAAGUUUGGCAUCGUCUUCCAAGAGAGCAAGUCCUACUUGGGUGCUGAGUUGUCACUGGAUUUGCUCGUUUGUCCGUCGGUCAAGGUUCACAUCGUCACUGAUGAUGAGGUGGGUGCUUUCUUGUCCAAUGCUCACAUUCUGAAUGCUAUACACAGGACAAUCGGACGACACAACAUGUUGCUGUGGCGAUAUGAAAGUCCGCCAUCACCGCGUGGUGGUCGCUAA
Sycon ciliatum is the source of this 1113-nucleotide messenger RNA. Its product is annotated as sulfhydryl oxidase 2-like. The record is from RefSeq and is a predicted model, not a curated record. Gene Ontology annotation, molecular function: flavin-dependent sulfhydryl oxidase activity; protein disulfide isomerase activity. Gene Ontology annotation, biological process: protein folding. Lineage: Eukaryota; Metazoa; Porifera; Calcarea; Leucosolenida; Sycettidae. The coding region runs from base 322 to 1113 and encodes 263 amino acids. The transcript is spliced from 8 exons. Gene Ontology annotation, cellular component: Golgi membrane.